AUGGAUCCACAUGUCGUUGCUGAGCAGAAUGAAUGCGAGGUGAAUGACCAUGCAAAGAGAAUGAACGAAUUUGAGUGCGGAAGUAUAUCUGCACAUGGGGAGAUAGGGAUUCUGCAGGAAGAAAGAAACAUUGUUCGUGUGAAAGUCCAGCAGAAAAAAGGCGCCAAGAAGGUGACUAUUAUUGAGAAUAUUCCUUUGGAUGUGAGAGAGAGUGUUCUUUGCUCAUUAAGGAAGGAAAUGGGAUGCGGAGGAAUUGUGCUUGAUGACAAGCUGUCGAUUCAGCUUCAAGGAGAUAAAACAACCAGCACAGGGCUUGUCAGUUCACUGAAGAAAUAUAUCAAGGGAUGCAAAGUGGAGAUGAACGGAAAGAUUAGCUGA
Molecule: messenger RNA, 378 nt
Organism: Ordospora pajunii
Lineage: Eukaryota; Fungi; Microsporidia; Ordosporidae
Exons: 1
Coding region: 1-378 (125 amino acids)
Biological process (GO): translational initiation
Molecular function (GO): translation initiation factor activity
Source: RefSeq, a predicted model, not a curated record